Drosophila novamexicana is the source of this 905-nucleotide messenger RNA. Its product is annotated as G patch domain-containing protein 11. Lineage: Eukaryota; Metazoa; Arthropoda; Insecta; Diptera; Drosophilidae. The coding region runs from base 89 to 889 and encodes 266 amino acids. The record is from RefSeq and is a predicted model, not a curated record. Gene Ontology annotation, cellular component: kinetochore. Gene Ontology annotation, molecular function: nucleic acid binding. The transcript is spliced from 2 exons.
GCAGUGAUGUUUGCAUUUUACCACUAACCAAACAAACACCAUAUGUUGUUUAAUUAAUGAUUUUACGAGACAUACGUUUAUUAUCAGAAUGUCGGACGAAGAAGAGGACUACAUGUCCGACAAGUUCUUAGCGGGUCUACAGGAAAUACGCCCCAGCUUAGUAAAUAAUCGCGCCAAAAAACGUCAGAUUCAAGUGCAAACAAAACAGGAAGAAAACAGCAAGCGACAACGCGAAGAAGCCAAUGCCACCACAGUAGAUAAUAAGAGGCUGCAACAGUCUUUAAAUAAGCCGCUCGCAGCGGAUAACAAAGGCUUUCAGCUGUUGGCCAAAAUGGGCUACAAGGCAGGCAGUGGCCUGGGUAAACAGGCAGAUGCACGCAUAGAGCCAAUAGGCAUUAGUAUUAAAAAUGAUCGCGGUGGGCUGGGACGGGAGGCAGCGAUUGCUGAGCUGGCUGCCAAGCGACAGGAGCUGCGGCGAGAGCAUUUGCUGCGCAAAGCAGGCAUUGGAUCCGGCGAGGAAAUCAGCACAGAGGAAUAUCGCCAGCGAGCUACACAAAAAGCCGAAGAACGCAAGCUGCACUACGAUGUAAAGCGUUGUCAGCAAACGUGCGAGUCGCUGGAUCUGGCAGCAGGCGUUACAGAACCAGAUCUAGACUUUUUCUGGCCACCCAAACCCACAGAGCCAAGUGAAGAGACAGAAGCUGAGGCAGUAGUUGAAGCAGCAGGGCCAGUAGAGAAGGAGGAACAGUACAGUGCAGGCGAGCAGCUGGAGCUGCUGACCAGCUAUCUGCGCACCUCCUACAAAUUUUGUUAUUGGUGUGGCACGCACUACGAAAGCGCCGAUGAUUUGGACAGCAACUGUCCCGGUUUGACACGCGAUGAGCAUUAGCAUUGAAAUUAGAUCU